Nematostella vectensis (starlet sea anemone) is the source of this 849-nucleotide messenger RNA. Its product is annotated as von Willebrand factor D and EGF domain-containing protein. Lineage: Eukaryota; Metazoa; Cnidaria; Anthozoa; Actiniaria; Edwardsiidae. Gene Ontology annotation, cellular component: cell surface; extracellular region. The coding region runs from base 1 to 768 and encodes 255 amino acids. Gene Ontology annotation, biological process: anatomical structure development. The transcript is spliced from 4 exons. Gene Ontology annotation, molecular function: signaling receptor binding. The record is from RefSeq and is a predicted model, not a curated record.
AUGACUUGCGUGGCCCCGCGUACCUGCAGAUGCCCUAAAGGUUACUACGGCAUCGGAUGCAGGCGGGCCUUCUGCAGGAAUGGAUGCUAUAACGGUGGUGAGUGCGUCCGCCCAGAUGUAUGCAAGUGCCGUGCCGGGUACGAAGGUCCGCUGUGCCUUACGCCUGUCUGUAAGCCUUCCUGUGUGAAUGGCGGCUACUGCGUGGGCUCCAAUACCUGCCGCUGUCUUCGUGGCUUCGAAGGGUGGCGCUGUGAGCACAUGAAGUGUAUGGUGAGUUGUCUAAAUGGAGGAAGCUGUGUCGGACCCUACCUCUGCAACUGCUUGCCUGGAUAUACAGGUCACAGAUGUGAAAUAGUCACCUGCUCUCCCGGAUGUAGAAAUGGCGGCCUUUGUAUCGCCAAAAACACUUGCAAGUGCUCGCAAUGGUUUGUUGGUGAGCAGUGCGAAUUUCCCGUAUGUAGAAGCACGUGCCUAAAUGGAGGCAGAUGUGUCAAGCCCAACGUUUGUCUUUGUGAUAGCCGCUUUUGGACGGGAGUCCGCUGCCAGUUACCAGUCUGCAUGUUCCCUUGUCUUCACGGCGGCAGGUGUGUGCGACCAAACCAGUGCUCCUGCCAGUCAGGAUAUUAUGGCAAAAUGUGUGAGAAAGCCAUUUGCAAAGACUCUUGUUUUAACGGUGGUCGCUGCAUACGACCGGGGACCUGCGCAUGCGCAUUUGGCUUCACCGGGCCAAGAUGCCUUGCUCCAUAUUUAGCUCAGAAUGGAGGAUGAUGACUGCUGUUAUUGUUAUUAUGAUUAUUUUUAUUGGCUCAUUUUUUACUUUAUACUUGUACAGAAAAAAGUAUGACUAUA